Messenger RNA from Synchiropus splendidus (mandarinfish), 5505 nucleotides. RefSeq names its product calcium-activated potassium channel subunit alpha-1-like. Gene Ontology annotation, biological process: transmembrane transport; potassium ion transport. Gene Ontology annotation, cellular component: postsynaptic membrane. The record is from RefSeq and is a predicted model, not a curated record. Gene Ontology annotation, molecular function: large conductance calcium-activated potassium channel activity. Lineage: Eukaryota; Metazoa; Chordata; Actinopteri; Syngnathiformes; Callionymidae. The transcript is spliced from 30 exons. Bases 593 to 4084 code for a protein of 1163 amino acids.
UCUGGCCUGACAGCAGCUCCACUAAGGAUGACGGAUGACGCGUGAGAGGAGAUCAGCGGGACUGAUAAGCCCCUCCCCUCCCCCUCCCCCCUGCUACCUGUAAAUCUGCGGCUCCAUCUUCCAGCAGGCGGGCGCGGACCUGCACUUUCCGAGCUGCCGUCCGUCGCUCGCUCCUGUCGUGUGGCGGACCUGAGGGAGAACUGAGCCUUCAGCAAGGUGGAGGAGUGGAAGAAGCUCUAUCUAACCGCCACCACGCAUCAUCAUCAUCAUCAUCAUCCUCGGUCCAACUCGUGCUGUCUAUUCUCGCUGAGAAAUUCAGGACUUUUCUUUUAUUCAUAGUUCGGGGAAAAAUAUGUAACAGUCGAAUGACGCUCGACUUCGCCUCCUCGCCGGACUGAUUCAUAUUGUCUGUCAGACUAUUUCAAUUUCCUCGGACUGGACUGCGGUUCCGGUGGAUCCAACGGGCAGGUGGACCGAACAUGGCCGAGCCGCGGAGGCGUCAGGGCGCACUGGCUGGAGCUCCAAGCACUGCUUGAGCCAAGUCCUCACUCUCUGACUGUUAGUCCAAGUGGUGGUGACGUCAGAGCCCGCGAUGCCUAAAAACCGGGAGCGGUUCAACCCGGACCCUUCGAUCGUCAUCUCCAAGAUGAGCAUGAUCAUCCCCUUCUCUCCAGAUGUGCCGUGCGACAGCAACAGCCAGCGCAUGUGGUGGGCUUUCCUCGCCUCCUCCAUGGUCACCUUCUUCGGGGGGCUCUUCAUCAUCCUGCUGUGGAGGACUCUCCGCUACCUGUGGACCGUCUGCUGCCACUGCAGCUCCAAGAAAAAGGAAGUCCAUCGGAUCACCACUGGCGAUGGCCUCAAACGUGCCGACAAGGACGAAGCUGCGGCCAGUGAGGUGGGCUGGAUGACCUCCGUGAAGGACUGGGCCGGAGUCAUGAUUUCUGCACAGACGCUCACAGGAAGAGUGCUGGUCGUUCUCGUGUUCGCACUGAGCAUCGGGGCUCUUGUGAUCUACUUCAUUGAUUCCUCAGAUCCUAUCGAGUCCUGUCAGAACUUCUACCAAGACUUCACUCUACAGAUCGACAUGGCCUUCAACGUCUUCUUCCUCCUCUACUUUGGUCUCCGGUUCAUCGCUGCCAAUGACAAGCUAUGGUUCUGGCUGGAAGUGAACUCGGUGGUGGACUUCUUCACGGUCCCUCCAGUGUUUGUGUCCGUUUACCUGAACAGGAGCUGGCUUGGACUGAGGUUUUUAAGAGCCCUGAGGUUGAUACAGUUCUCUGAGAUCUUGCAGUUUUUGAAUAUACUGAAGACAAGCAACUCCAUAAAGCUGGUGAACCUGUGCUCCAUCUUCAUCAGCACAUGGCUGACAGCGGCAGGCUUCAUCCACCUGGUGGAAAACUCAGGGGAUCCUUGGGAAAACUUUCAGAAUUCCCAAGCGCUGUCGUACUGGGAAUGUGUCUACCUACUCAUGGUCACCAUGUCCACCGUUGGCUACGGAGAUGUUUAUGCAAAAACAACCCUUGGUCGCUUGUUUAUGGUCUUCUUCAUCCUCGGCGGUCUGGCCAUGUUUGCUCGGUACGUGCCAGAAAUUGCCGCUCUCAUCCUAAAUCGGAAGAAAUACGGAGGGAGUUAUAACUCGACCAGAGGCAGAAAGCACAUCGUGGUGUGUGGCCAUAUAACGCUUGAGAGUGUGUCCAACUUUCUCAAAGACUUCCUACACAAGGACAGGGAUGAUGUCAAUGUAGAAAUAGUUUUUCUCCAUAAUAUUUCCCCUAAUCUUGAGCUGGAAGCCUUGUUCAAGCGACACUUCACCCAAGUGGAGUUCUACCAGGGGUCAGUUCUGAACCCACACGACCUGGCCAGAGUCAAGAUCGAAUCAGCCGAUGCUUGCUUAAUAUUAGCCAACAAAUACUGUGCUGACCCGGAUGCCGAGGAUGCAUCCAACAUCAUGAGGGUCAUUUCGAUCAAGAACUAUCACCCAAAGAUCCGAAUCAUCACUCAGAUGCUGCAGUACCACAACAAGGCUCAUCUUCUCAACAUCCCCAGCUGGAAUUGGAAGGAAGGAGAUGACGCCAUUUGUCUGGCCGAGCUGAAGCUGGGUUUUAUUGCUCAGAGUUGUCUGGCUCAGGGUCUGUCCACGAUGCUGGCCAACCUUUUCUCCAUGAGGUCAUUCAUCAAGAUUGAGGAGGACACGUGGCAGAAGUAUUACCUUGAAGGCGUAGCCAACGAGAUGUACACGGAAUACCUGUCAAGUGCCUUCGUGGGCUUGUCCUUUCCUGUCAUUUGCGAACUGUGCUACGUGAAGCUGAAGCUGCUGCUGAUCGCCAUCGAGUACAAGUCUGAUCAGCGAGAGAGCAGCACGCUGAUAAAUCCUGGGAACCACAUGAAGAUGCAGGAGGGCACACUCGGCUUCUUCAUUGCCAGCGAUGCCAAAGAAGUGAAGAGGGCAUUGUUUUACUGUAAAGCCUGCCAUGAUGACAUCACAGACCCCAAAAGAAUCAAGAAAUGCGGGUGCAAGAAAUCGAAAAACAGCUACAAUGGAUAUAUCAAGUCAAUUGAAGAAGAACAGACUGCGUCAUCACCGAAGAAAAAGCAACGAAACGGUGGCAUGAGAAACUCCCCGAACUCCUCACCAAAAAUACUCAGGCAUGACCCGCUGCUCGUACCAGGGAGCGAGCAGAUUGAAAGUAUGGAUGAAAACGUAAAGAAGUAUGACUCCACCGGGAUGUUCCACUGGUGCCCGUCCAAGGACAUCGAGAAGGUCGUCCUGACUCGCAGCGAGGCAGCCAUGACAGUUCUGAGCGGACACGUGGUUGUCUGCAUAUUUGGUGACGUCAAGUCUGCCUUGAUUGGACUUCGCAACUUCGUCAUGCCCUUGAGAGCCAGCAACUUCCACUACCACGAGCUGAAGCACAUUGUCUUUGUCGGAUCACUUGAGUAUAUAAAGCGCGAGUGGGAGACCCUUCACAAUUUCCCAAAAGUCUCCAUUCUGCCGGGUACACCGCUGAGUCGGGCCGAUUUGAGGGCUGUCAACAUCAACCUCUGUGACAUGUGUGUCAUCCUGUCAGCCAAUCAGAAUAACAUUGACGACGCGUCACUGCAGGACAAAGAAUGCAUCCUGGCGUCGCUCAACAUCAAGUCCAUGCUGUUUGACGAUAGCAUUGGUGUCUUGCAGGCUAAUUCCCAAGGCUUCACACCACCCGGGAUGGAUAGAUCUUCACCUGAGAACAGCCCAGUGCAUGGGUUGGUCCGACAGACCUCUGUGACGACCGGCGCCAAUAUUCCCAUCAUCACAGAACUUGCACCAUUAGCAAAGCCAGGCAAGAAAGUGCCUGUGAUUUCAUUCAGUCAGGAUAAAAGCAGUGGGACCAGCAUACAAAUGAUAACUGAACUGGUGAACGACUCCAACGUUCAGUUCCUGGACCAAGAUGACGACGACGAUCCCGACACAGAGCUCUACCUGACUCAGCCGUUUGCCUGUGGGACUGCGUUCGCCGUCAGCGUGUUGGAUUCUUUAAUGAGCGCUACAUACUUCAAUGAUAAUAUCCUCACCUUGAUCCGGACGCUGGUAACGGGUGGAGCCACGCCGGAGCUGGAGGGGCUGCUGGCUGAGGAGAACGCACUACGGGGGGGCUACAGCACUCCACAGACCCUAGCUAACAGGGACAGGUGUCGUGUGGCACAGCUGGCCUUGUACGACGGACCCUUCGCCGACCUCGGGGAUGGCGGUUGCUACGGUGACCUGUUCUGCAAAGCCCUGAAAACAUACAACAUGCUGUGCUUUGGCAUCUAUCGCCUGAGAGACGCUCACCUAAACACCCAGAGCCAGUGUACCAAACGGUACGUCAUUACCAACCCGCCAUACGCAUUUGAGCUGGUGCCAUCGGACCUGAUAUUUUGCCUGAUGCAGUUUGACCACAACGCUGGCCAGUCUCGAACCAGCCUCUCCCACUCCUCCCAUUCUUCCCACUCUUCCAGCAAAAAGAGCUCGUCUGUCCUCUCCAUCCCUGCUACCAACCGCACCAACCGAAUAAAGAGCAGGGACCCGCGGGACAAACAGAAAAAAGACGCAGUGUACAGAUGAACCUGAGCGCGACCACACGAGGAGCCUUACGGUGAACUGGCUCUCCUUCAGCCACCCUGCUCAGUUUCGACCCACUGGCAGAUUGAUUCCACCCAUCAGAGAGGCAGAGGACGACUGCUGAACUGCACCCAGUGGAGAAUUCACCACUCACCUCCACAGCAAACACAUUGUAUCGGCAGAUAUGAAGACAAUCAGCUGCUGGCCCGACUCUAGGAUGCUUCUGUUCUGGAGAAUGACGGUCACGGAGAGGAAAAAACACACACAGAUAAAAUAAUAGUUUUAAAAGUGACUAUUAUAUUUACAAUACUCGUGCAAUGAUGAAAGUUGCCUUUUUAUGCUCGAAACCCAUAUUUUGUGUUGCAGGUUUAUUGUGUACAGUUUGUUGAAAUGUGUGUCGACGUCCAGCUGCGAUUCCCGCCAUAAUGGCAGCACUAGCGUUCUCUUUGCCAUUUGGAGCUAUUUCACAACAUUUGUGACUGUUCUAACAGCCCGUGUCUGACUGACACCCGGCUCCAGCCUUAUCUUUGUUUGUUUAUCUCAGUCUUAUCUUUCUUUGCCUUCUCGUGGUCACUUUUUUUUAUGUCUCUGUUAAGUCCUCUUACGCGUAUCUGCAAUCUGGAAGAGUCGUGUGCAUAAGAAAUAUAGUUCUCUAUUUUUCCAUUUCCAAUGAUGAUAGAGCUGUUUUGCGAUUGACACCAUCUCAGACGGAUCCACAAUGAAGCCUGAGACCAUGUCACAUGACACGUCUAGAGCCACUAAUCGCACGAAGUGGGCAACAUCAAGUCCUCCCUUGGCUGAAAGCACUGCCUGACACAGGAUUGCUCUGGAGGUCCUCUACCUGCAAUCUUCAAUCCGCAACUCAAUCCUUUCAUUCAGAAAAUACAAACAUCAAAAACAGCUCUAUCAUGGAAACAAAGUGUUGACAGUGAUAUCGCCCAUCCUCCUGACUUGUUGUGCUCCUCAUUCACUGCUCCUGUUUAUUGAAGGUUGUAUUUUUGGCACUGUUGUCUCUGUACUUCAUGGAAAAAGGAGCUGUGUUCUGGGGCUCCCCGGCUCCCCUCUCUCGUGCCCUCAGUUCCAGUGAUGUGCCAGGCAGUGCUGAAGCCAACGAAGGACGCCAGAAGACCCACUGCUGCGAAAAGAGGCUUCUUGUUUGUCUGCUCUUUUUUUGUUUCUUCAAGUCAGAAUGUGUUUAAGUUUAUUUCAACACCAACACGGUCAAGAGUCUUAAAAUAGCCCCUGUUCUUCAUGACCGGACCCAGGAAGAUUUCUGUGUUGUUCUUUUUUGUGCGUUUUCAUGGUACAAUAUUCCUCUUAGCCACUUCCUGCAUAACCAACACAUUCAGCAUUACAUUUUAGUUUCUAUGAUAAUGUGCAAUUUUGUUUUAAGGCAUCACAUUACCCAAUAAUUACAGAAUAAA